Molecule: messenger RNA, 675 nt
Organism: Pichia kudriavzevii
Lineage: Eukaryota; Fungi; Ascomycota; Pichiomycetes; Pichiales; Pichiaceae
Exons: 1
Coding region: 1-675 (224 amino acids)
Biological process (GO): mitochondrial translation; RNA processing
Cellular component (GO): mitochondrial large ribosomal subunit
Molecular function (GO): structural constituent of ribosome; ribonuclease III activity
Source: RefSeq, a predicted model, not a curated record
AUGUCUGCUGCUCGUUUUUCGAACUCCCUUUCCAAGAUAUACAGGCCAAUUUCAAAUUUCCGUAAGCCAUUGGCUUUGAAUAGUGUGCAACAACACCAACAACUUAGAUCUGUUGUUUUUGUCCGUGGCCAGCGUGUACAAGGUUUAAUAAGGGAUCCAAGUGAAGUCCUUUCAUCGGACGGAGUACAUUACGAUGCCUCCAAUAAGGAGAUUCUCACCCAUAUUAAGUCAUACAUUAACUCACUCAACUUGUCAAACAAAAUUGAAUUAUCUGAUACUCUCCUUUUACAGAUAAUCACACAUAAAUCCUUUGCACACGGAUCCAAACCAUAUAACGCAAAUCUUGCCUUCUUUGGGGAACAGUUGCUACAGUUUGUCUCAACAAAACACGUCUUGAAUCAAUGCAAUGGUGAACUCAACGCAAUUGGAUCAUUUGCACAUCGUCUUAUGUGGUCAGAUAGAUUAUUAGCUGCAUUUGCCGAAUCGAAAGGUAUUGAUUCCAUUUUCUUCUGUAGGAAAGCCCUGCCAACGGGAAAAACCGACCAAUUGUACAAACCAAAGGGUAUCUACUCAACCAUUACCUCAUCCUUGGUGGGUGCAAUAGGAGCAAAAUACGGUAAGGCAGUUGCUGAAGAAUUUAUCGAGAAGGAGCUCAUUCCAUCGUUCAAGAAUUAA